AUUGUUCUUAAAAUAGAGAUCAAUAUGCACCACAUAAGCCAUAGAAAUCAACUAGAGUUUCCAUUUGGAGUGGACAACCACCAAAACAAAACCAACAUCUACUUUUCCUCUUCCAAGAAAAAAACACAAGAUUUUCUUCUCAUUCUUGCAUUCUCUCAAAUUCUUCUACCUUACCCAAAUCACAUAUUCUAUUUUUUCCAUGCAAAAUUCAUUGACAAUAUUGCAUGCAUAAUAUUCAACUUUUUUAUGCCUUGGUAACAAUAAGGCAAUGCAUAUUUUGAAUCAUAUCAAAAAAGUCUCUAGUAUAUACAAUGGAAUUAAAUAUAAGAAGUGAAAGUGAUGAGAAAAUAUAGAUCUAUAUAGAUACAUAUACAAUAAGUGAUUGGAUUGAGAGGGAAAAAAAACAGAAAAAUGGCAAUUUUAAAGAACUUAACCGUAGAUGAAAUGGUGUGCUAUUCACCAACUAUGAUAACAACAAAUGGGAUAUGGCAAGGAGAUAACCCUUUGGAUUAUGCUCUUCCUCUCUUCAUCCUUCAAGUUAUUUUAGUUGUUGUUGCCACGCGAAUCUUCGUCUUCGUACUCAAGCCUAUUCGCCAACCACGCGUCAUAGCUGAAAUCUUGGGAGGGAUAGUGUUAGGUCCUUCUGUUCUUGGAAGAAACAAAACAUUUGCUGAUGCAGUUUUUCCUCUAAGAAGUGUAAUGGUGAUUGAAACAAUGGCAAAUGUUGGUCUUUUAUAUUUUCUAUUCUUGGUUGGAGUAGGAAUGGAUGCAUCUGCAAUAAGAAGGAUGGGUAGAAAAUCACUCACCAUAGCCGUUUCUGGUAUGGUGUUACCAUUCGGAACGGGAGCGCUAUUUUCGAUCUUUUUGAUGAAAGACGGUGAGAAAGCCACAAAUGGAAGUGCUUUUGUGUUAAUUCUCGGCGUUGUUCUUUCUGUCACUGCAUUUCCUGUUCUUGCUAGGAUCCUUGCAGAGUUAAAACUGAUCAACUCAGAGUUGGGAAGGGUUGCUCUUUCAGCUGCAAUCAUCAAUGAUGUUCUGUCAUGGAUGCUUUUGGCUAUAGCCAUUGCUUUGGCAGAAGAUGAGAGAAUUUCUGUGGCUUCUGUAAUGGUUGUUUUGUCGAGUGCUGCAUUUGUCGCCUUUAAUGCUUUUGUCGUACGGCCGAUAAUCAUGUGGAUAAUAAGGAAAACGCCAGAAGGCGAAUCGUUUAGCGAUUUCUAUAUAUGUUUGAUACUAGCAGGUGUGAUGAUAUCAGGUUUCAUCACAGAUGCUAUUGGAACUCAUUCUGUUUUCGGUGCUUUUGUGUUCGGUUUGAUUAUUCCAACCGGUCCACUUGGUUUCGCUCUUAUUGAAAAGCUUGAGGACUUUGUUUCGGGCCUUUUGCUUCCUCUCUUUUUCGCAAUUAGUGGAUUGAAGACUAAUGUUGGUCUCAUCACUGGUGUUACUAAAUGGGCCGUUAUAAUCAUUCUUGUUGUUUUGUCUUGUAUCGGUAAAGUCGUUGGAACUUUGAUUGUUUCUAUUAGUUAUCAAAUGUCACUUUCUGAAGGUGCUGCUCUUGGCAUGCUCAUGAACACGAAAGGCCUAGUUGAAAUUCUUGUUCUUAACAUCGGUCGAGAUCAAAAGGUUUUGGACGAGGAAGCGUUUGCGACAAUGGUGGUUAUAACAGUACUAAUGACUGGAAUGAUUGUGCCUGCAAUAUCAAUUAUAUAUAGACCAUCAAGAGGGAUGAUAUCUUACAAAAGAAGAACGAUUCAAAUGUCGAAAAAAGAUGCAGAGUUUAGAGUACUAGUGUGUAUUCAUACCCCAAGAAAUGUUCCAACUAUGAUAAACCUACUUGAAGCCUCAAAUCCAACAAAGAAAUCACCAAUAUGUAUCUAUGUGCUCCAUUUGGUUGAGCUCACGGGUCGAACAUCGGCGUUACUCAUUGUUCAUACAUCGAAAAAAUCAGAUCAUACUGCUCUCAACAGAACCGAAGCUCAAUCCGAUCAUAUAAUCAACGCUUUCGAUAACUACGAGCAACACGCGGAACAUGUAUCAGUCCAACCAUUAACAGCAAUCUCCCCUUACUCCACAAUGCACGAAGAUAUAUGCAGUUUAGCCGAAGAAAAACGUGUCGCGUUUAUAAUCAUCCCUUUUCAUAAACAACAAACAGUCGACGGAGGAAUGGAGGCAACAAACAUGGCGUUUCGUACGGUUAACCAAAAUGUGUUAGCGAAUUCGCCUUGUUCCGUUGGAAUUCUAGUAGAUAGAGGCUUAAACAGUUCGAACCGUUUAGUUGCCGAUCAAAUGUCACAUCAUGUAGCAGUUUUGUUUUUCGGAGGACCAGACGAUAGAGAAGCGUUAAGUUAUGGUUGGAGAAUGUCGGAACAUUCAGGAAUAAGCCUAACCGUUAUGCGUUUUGUUGCUGGAGAAGACACCGCGAUGAGCGAAAGCAGUACUAGUCAUAACAACAAUGCAGAUAAACAAAGAGUUUUAACAGUUGAAACAGACGAAGACGGAGAAACUGAUAAACAACUCGACGAGAGAUUCUUACAUUGGUUCAUGAUGAGUCAUGUAAACGAUGAUUCAAUUGCGUAUAUCGAAAAAGUUGUUAACAACGGGGAGGAGACGGUUGCGGCGAUAAGGUCAAUGGGAGAUGUUUUUGGGCUAUUUAUAGUUGGGAGAGGACAAGGAGUUAUAUCACCACUGACUGCAGGACUUACUGAUUGGAGUGAAUGUCCGGAGUUAGGUGCAAUUGGUGAUUUGUUAGCAUCUUCUGAUUUUGCAACAGUUGCAUCAGUUUUGGUGGUUCAACAAUAUGUUGGUGCUGGUUUAGAAGAUGGAUUGGGAACACCUGUGUUAAAUGAAGAAUAUGGUGGUGGUGGAAAUCAAUCAAAUUUCAUGCAACCAAGGGGGAGUCAAACUGUUACUUCACCAAGGGGGCAUCAAUCGGUUUUUAGUACAGAAAGGUGUUGAUUUCGAUUUUGGUUAUGUAUUCUGGUGUGAUAGAAGCAUGGUCCUGGAUAGAACAUUACGGCAAAAGUUGAUCUAUGUAGCCGAGUCCAUUUAAUGGGAUAAGGCUCGGUUAUUGAUGUAUUCUGGUGUGAUAACAAAAUAGUUUCAACUAACUUUUUCUUUUUUUUGAAUUGGGUCUUCAUGCUAGUAGUGGUUUACUUUUGAAACUUUUGUACAAAAUGUACAUAGAUAUGUACAAUUUCAUUGUUUAGUAGUAUAUUCUUUUA
Messenger RNA from Vicia villosa (hairy vetch), 3218 nucleotides. RefSeq names its product cation/H(+) antiporter 15-like. The record is from RefSeq and is a predicted model, not a curated record. Gene Ontology annotation, biological process: proton transmembrane transport; regulation of pH. Gene Ontology annotation, molecular function: antiporter activity. The coding region runs from base 412 to 2952 and encodes 846 amino acids. The transcript is spliced from 3 exons. Gene Ontology annotation, cellular component: endomembrane system; membrane. Lineage: Eukaryota; Viridiplantae; Streptophyta; Magnoliopsida; Fabales; Fabaceae.